Molecule: messenger RNA, 540 nt
Organism: Sciurus carolinensis (gray squirrel)
Lineage: Eukaryota; Metazoa; Chordata; Mammalia; Rodentia; Sciuridae
Product: von Hippel-Lindau disease tumor suppressor-like
Exons: 2
Coding region: 1-435 (144 amino acids)
Source: RefSeq, a predicted model, not a curated record
AUGGCGAUUAUCAAGAAUACAAACAGGGGUGCCGAAGAGUACGGCCGGGAGGAGUCGGGCGCCGAGGAAUUCGAUCCGGAGGAGUCGGGAGCUGAGGAGGAGAUGCAGUCUGGGCGGCCCUGGCCGGUGCUGCGCUCAGUGAACUUCUGCAACCGCAGCCCGCGCAUCGUGCUGCCUGUGUGGCUCAACUUCGACGGCGAGCCGCAGCCCUACCCCACGCUGCCGCUGGGCACCGGCCGCCGCAUCCACAGCUACCGAGUGUAUACCCUGAAAGAGCGAUGCCUGCAGGUUGUCCCAAGCCUAGUCAAGCCUGAGAACUACAGGAGACUGGACAUCGUCAGGUCCCUCUAUGAAGAUCUGGAAGACCACCCAAAUGUGCAGAAAGACCUGGAACGGCUAACACAGGAGCACAUUGAAAAUCAGCGAUUGGAAUAGUAGGAGACUGAAGAAUUUAAUUGAAGUUAGCAUUCCUGCAUCUCAGCUUUUGAUCAUACUGAUGAGGCUUGAUCUAGAUAUAGGACUGGUCAUUACCCUCAGUUU